This is a messenger RNA of Orbicella faveolata, 2692 nucleotides long. Its product is annotated as lipid droplet-regulating VLDL assembly factor AUP1-like. The record is from RefSeq and is a predicted model, not a curated record. Gene Ontology annotation, molecular function: ubiquitin binding; acyltransferase activity. Gene Ontology annotation, cellular component: endoplasmic reticulum membrane. Gene Ontology annotation, biological process: ERAD pathway. Lineage: Eukaryota; Metazoa; Cnidaria; Anthozoa; Scleractinia; Merulinidae.
AUCUGCUGACUGUAAUACGCUCAUAUCGCUGGCCAUAUUGCUCAAGAUCUCGGUCUGACAAAUCGGAUUUUACUGCAUUUUCUUCACAUUUAAUUAUUUUCUGGGCUUUGCCCAGCAGAUUACUAGUCAGCAUUAUUACAUCAGCUAAUCGUAAAAGAAAAUGGUUUUGAAUUCAGGACUUACGGACCUUUUAAACCGAAACAGGCUGCCAGAUGGUGGAGCACUAUUACUCAUCUUGCUGUAUAUCCCAUGCGGUCUCUUCCUUGUAAUAUUUAGAAUCUUCUUUGCACUUCAACUAUUUCUAAUAUUGUCAAUUUUACCUAAAGAGUCUUUUGUGAGAAGGAUUCUUUUUAGAGUCUCUUCUGCUAUACUAGGCAUAGCAGUCACCCAAGAGGGUUGUGAAAAUUUUAUCACAGGCCAGCAUAAGGUUGUUGUCAGCAAUCAUGUGACAUCUCUGGAUAAUGUUGCCAUUGAAACUAUUCUUCCCAGUGUUAUGCCAUACAGUAGAUGUGAUUGUCCAUGGCUCAUUAAGUGGCUCCUGGGAUAUGAAGACUUAAGUGAUGACAAAGACAAAGAAAAUACAGAUAGCAAGAUCAAGGAAUACUUGCAAGGGUCUGGUGUUCCUCUUCUAGCAUUUCCAGAAGAACAAAUCACUAAUGGAAAGAGAGGCCUUCUGAAGUUCAACCCAUGGUGUUUUCAAUUUAGCAGCACUAUAUUGCCUGUUUUAAUCUCAGUGAGACGUCCUCUGAUUGUCCAGAUACCUCCUCAUGUUUUAGAGAGUGGUUGGUGGCAAGAUUUGUUCUGGUCCAUGUUUGUUCCAUAUACACUAUAUCAUAUCAGGUUAGUACUCACAUGUGAAGUUUCUACCACUGUAAACCUAGAAAGAUGGGAGGAUGUAGAUGUGAGACUUCUCAUAACCACAUAUGCCAAUAAUAAGCAUUUGUUUGGCGGGAAAGCAAUGAAGAAAGAUUUGUUUGAGAAAAUAGCAGAACAGUUUACUAAGGCCUCCAUUUUGAAUAUUCACAGGAGAUUCAGAGAAGCGACAGAGAGGGCGCAAGCAAGGGUUCAGGCUCAUGAAACUAGAUCAGUCCAAAAUGGUAGCACCCCUUCCAAUCAGGACAGUGCAAGUCCCAACACAAGGCUCAUGCGAAUGGUACAGCAAGUAAAGGAAGUACUACCACAAGUUCCUUCUCCAUCUAUAGCAAGAGACUUGAGCCGUACACACUGCGUUGACACAACCAUUACCAACAUUCUGGAGGGAAGAGUUAGUUAUAUACCAGAGAAAGAAGGAAAUGAGGCCAAAUCAACUAGUGAUGUUCAAAGUACUUCUUCAGGACUUUCUAGUGAGACAACACCAACCAGACCACAGACAAUAACAUUUUCACGCCUUCCAGAUGAAAGGCAAAAACUUCUCAGUCAAAGAAAGAAAGAAAUGUUAGAAAAUGCGAGAAGGCGCUUUAGAAACAGUCAGGCUUAGGAUUCCAGUUAUUUGCUGAGACCUGCCUGAAAGUUAUGCUGGGUCAUUGCUGCCCCCUCCACCUCCCCACCCUGUCCCCUUCCCUAACAUCUCUGUUGUGUUGAUGUGAUGUGCACCAUCAUUUGAGUUUAGAAAAAGAAGAAAAAAAAACUGUUAGUCCAUUCUUUAAAAUCUUAUUCAUUUGCCAGAAACCUGAGCAUCAACCCAGGUAACACUUUGGCAGAUGUUCAGUUCAACGUGUUCAUUUUUGGGCGGGGUGAAGUAAUAUUUCAGAGGAGAAAUUAUGAGAUAUUUAAUUGCAAACGCAAGUUAUCACAUACACUGUCAUUUGUCUUUGCCGCUAUCAUUGUUUUAAAGGCCUACUCUCACCUAUAUGCAUGGCACAUAAUAAAAAGUUUUCAUUUUAUGAAAACCUGCGAAACUUGUCUGAAAGAAUGGGGAGUUGCCAUUUGAAGUUUUGUGUGCUGGACAAAGUUGCAAAACGAUCCCUUAAAAGAAAGGGUACUUAAAAUUGCAGGCUCAGGAUGGACCUGAUUUGAAAAUAAUAUAGCCAAGAACAAUUUGCAGAAUCUCAGAAAACAAGCAACACUGCAGGAAAAAGUCUGCUCAAUAGCAUUUAUUGAAUAAUGAUUAUUCAUACAGGUUUUCAACAAAAAAAUAAUUUAAAGUUUAAGUUAGAAUUCUAAGUUUGAUGGGUCAGACUUGCAAGUUAGAACGACAUCCAUUGACUUUUAGUGUUCUGUGACUGACAUCACAAUGGUUAUGGGGAUGAAACUGUUAACUAUAGAAAGUUGUUGCUAAGGCUCCCAGUUUGUGGUUAGCACAAAUUUUGCAUUAAUUAUUAACUUCUAACUAAGCAUUGUUAUGUUGUUGUUUAAAAGUUGCUGUCAGAGUAUAAAUAAGAAACCAAGAAAAACAGGUGUGAUCUGAGAAAUGUCUUUUUAUUAGCAGGAGUUCAGUUUUUGCAAUGACUAAUAAAACCUACAAGGGCAAAGCAUUUUCUUUAAAACAGAGUUUUAAAAUUACUUGACAAUGUUGUUUACAUCUUAAUUUCAUAUUGCUUUGUUGAUCUCAAUUUAUUUUUGACUUGUGCCUAUACGUGAACAGUGCCCUUAAACAGUUCUUAUACAAAUGACUUAAAUUCUGCUUUGUCCUCAACAUUUGGAAACAAAGCAUUUUCUUUAAAACAGAGUUUUAAAAUGACUUGACAAUGUU